Caenorhabditis auriculariae is the source of this 18912-nucleotide messenger RNA. The record is from the annotation of a GenBank genome assembly. NCBI's taxonomy places the organism in Eukaryota, Metazoa, Nematoda, Chromadorea, Rhabditida, Rhabditidae.
AUGGCCGACGAACUUGCACGUAUCCAGCAGUAUGAGUACCGCCAGGUUGGUUUUUUGCUCGAAAAAUUGUUUGGUUUUAGGGAUUUUAUUCUAUUUUUUUAGCUUUAGGAAGGCAAAAUAAGAAUUUUCAUUCUGUGUUUUUCACUAGAAAUAAUAUCUAUGAAGAGAUUUUUUUCCAAUUUUAGUAACCUUUCUAUCAAAAAAAUGCGAUUUUUUUAUGAAAAAAAUGUAAAUUUAAAUAAAUAAUUGAAGAAAAACUUGAUAAGAACGUUGAAUUUUCGAUUCAGAUCGAUAAAAAAACGGAUUUUUUUGAACUUUUUUUCAAAAAAAUAAUAUUGUUAUUUUUUUGCUUGUGAGCUUCAACAUUUUAUUUUUUUCUUCUUUAUAUAAAAUGAUAACUUUAUGUGCAUUUUGAGGAUAAUGCUUUUUUUAUUCCAGAACUCCAACUUGGUACUCUCCGUCGAUUACAACUUGACGGAUCGUCGUGGCCGUGAAGAGCCAACUGGCGAGGUUUUCAUCAAAGCUUUUCAAAACUUGAAUGACUUGAAUUUUCCAGGUCCUUCCUCUCAAUGACAAGAUUAUGCGCGCCAUGAAAAUGGGCGACAAAGCCAUGAGAUCCAAGGCACCGAUCCAGGAACAGAAGAAGAAAAAGUGGGUGGAUUUAUCUUCAAAAUGAAAAUUUUAUUAAAAGAGAUUCCGUGAGAUCAAAAAUAGACGUUGAAGGAAGAUAAAGAUAACUAAGUUUUGGAGGGUCAUGGAUAAUUUUAAAGUUCGCGGAAAUUAUAUGUACAAACCAAGUUGAUAUUGCUGUUUCCAAAGUGUUUGCGUCAUUUUUUGGGCUUUUCGAAAAGAACGAAUCCAAGAAGAAAAUUGGAAAGUAGGAAAAAAGAAAAGUUUAUAUAGUAGUUUGAUUAUGAUAGGGUCCUUUUUCAAAAAUAUUUACUAAACCUAGCGGUAAAACUGGAUUUUGAAUCAUUUCGACCAGUUUUCAGGGGUUUUUCAAGUUUUAAAAUGGGUUGGUUGGAGAGCUUCCAAAACUUAUUUUAAUCAUAAUAUUUUGAUAAUCAACUUUCUUCGCCGAUUUUCAAGCUUCUAGGCUGAUUUUCUCAAUUUUCAUUAAUGCUUCCUAGGUGAAUUGAACUAAAAAUUGAGAAAAAAUCGAUUUUGGUUCUUAUAUUAUUUUCUGGCUUCUAGACCACUCCAAGAGAAAAAUAUGAAAUCCAGAUUAUAAUUUUUGCGAUUUCAUCAGAUAUUUUUUCAGCUGUUGCUUUUUUAGAUCAUGGAUUUCUUCAUUUUCUAUUUUUCAGGAAGAAGAAGACGGAAGAAAAGACGAUCAGAUUGGCCUCGAAGGCCGUUUUGGGCGACAGUACUGAGCUGAUGGGAGCCUACAAGCCCAGAACUCAGGAAACCAAACAAACUUAUGAAGUUAUUCUGGCCUUCAUUCAGGAAGCCAUCGGAGAUCAGGUAAAAUCAUUUUUUAUAAAUUUUAAUUUUCUCUUCAGCCUCGAGAUAUCAUGUGUGGAGCGGCCGACGAGGUGCUGAUUACCCUGAAAUCGGACAAAAUCCGCGAGAAAGAGAAGAAAAAGGAAGUUGAACAGCUCCUGGGCCCCCUGACCGACGAGAGAACCGCCGUUUUGAUCAAUUUGGCCAAGAAAAUCACCGAUUUCUCCAUCGAAGAAGAGGGAAAAGCUGAUAAUGUACUUUAAAAUAAUGUUUAUUGUAGCGUAUUCCUUGAUUUUCAGGAUGAAAUCGAUGAGAAUGAAGGCGUCAACGUGCAGUUUGAAGAUUCCGACGAGGAGGAUGAGGACGCCGUCGUUGGAGAAAUUAAAGGUGAGGGAAGUGCGCUCGAGAGACAAUUUGGGGGCCGUUAAUGGAUUGCUAAUUUUGGCGCCCGUUGAAGGUUUUUGGGGGCUAGGGAAUGGAUUUAUUUUGAAGUUUUUGAAUUUACGAAGUUUUUCAUAUGACGAGAAGGAUUGAGUUUUCGAUUUGAGAAUUUUUUGAAUUCUGAAAAUUUAAGGUUAGUCGAUUGCUUAAAAUCUAGUUUGCCUAUGGUUUUAGUGCGGUUAAUGAAAUUUUUUUUCAAAUUUCUCAAAGAAUUCGUGAUAAAAAAGAUGGUUAUCGAAGAAAUUAAAGGUGAGGGAAGUGCGCUCGAGAGACAAUUUGGUUAAUGGAUUGCUAAUUUUGGCGUCGGCUGAAGCUAUUGGGGGCUAGGAAUAGAUUCAAUUUGAAUUUUUUGAAUUUUCGAAGUUUUUCAUAUGACGAGGAGGAAAGUUGAAUUUUUAAAGUUUAAGGUUGGUCGAUUGCUUGAAAUCUAAUGUGAUUAGGGUUUUAGCGCAUUAAAUGAGCUUUUCUUCAUAUUUCUCAAGAUUUUUAGAUUCUUAUUUUUGGCAGGAGUUUUUUGAGAAUGAAGGGCACUUGCAAAGUAAAAAAAAACUUAUAAGUUCAAUCAUUUUUGGUUCAGCUUGAACUUAUGCAGGGAAAAAUCAAAAUUUUGAAAACUUUACAGUUUUUUGUAGUAUUGUUUGGUCUGUGAAUGGAGCCUGCGCUUUUAAACCACCUAAAAAAGGGUUUUUCUAAAAAUUUUAUACCACCUAUAGUCCUUCCACCGAGACUUGACAGUUUUCGCGUGUCUGCGUCCCUCUGUUCCCUCACCGGCGAGGUCAGAGAAACAUGAAAAUAGCACGCAAACAUGGGAGGGACGUCGAGAGAUAAGGAGGGCGCAGAGAAGUCGCGAAAAAAAGACUAUACUUUCAAAAUAAUUGAAGGCGAUGAAAGCGAGGAGAGCGAAGAAGAAGAAGGCGUCGAUACGGAGUAUAACGAGACGCUGCGCGGCGGAAUGGACGAUGAAGUCGAGACGAAAUCCCGUGGAGAACUCCAUCCGCGCGAUAUCGACGCCCAUUGGAUCCAAAGAUCUCUGGCCAAAUUCUACAAGGAUCCCCUGAUGGCUCAGCAGAAAGUCACUGAAGUCGUCAAUAUUUUGAAGGUCUUGGAGCGAAAAUGAAUAAAAAAAACGUCUGUAACUUUUUUUUAGAACGCUUCGGACGACCGUGACGCCGAGAAUCAGCUCGUCUUGCUCCUUGGUUUUGACCAGUUCGACUUCAUCAAGGUAUGGAGGGAGCUUGAGGUUGAAAGAAAAAAAAAUUAGACUUUCACCAAUUUUUUUCCUUUUUCGGUAUGCCAUUUUCAGCUUCAUUUUGAUUAAAUAAGUCUUCCGAAUUUUUUUUUCACGACAAUUUUCGCCCCAAAAUCUGAUCCUAUAACUUUUUGAACCGUUUUGUGAGAUUGUAUAUGAACUCGAAUUGAAAAAAAGUCCAAUUUUUCAGGUCCUCCGGCAAAAUCGGCUCAUGGUCCUGUACUGUACGAUGCUCCGUCAAGCCAACGAUGAAGAUCGUCAAGCUAUCGAGGAUGAAAUGAGGACCAGGCCCGAGCUCCAUCAUAUUCUGGCCCAACUCCAGGAGACCGAGUCAACCGACAUUGUUGAGGUCAAAUGAGGGGAUUUUUUUUUUUUGGAUAGAUUCACGAUUCCCUGUAGAAAAUUUGACAGGAAAGCGUGGAAAACUGAAAAUUCUAAGAGAAAAAAAGUGUAGGGAGCUCGUUAAUGUUGGCUUUUACUAUAGAUUUUCUCUAUUUGUGAAUUUUUUUUAUUUACUCACUGAUAAUCGAAAUAAAGGUGAAGUUUACCUUUUGCCCUAUGAUCAGUGUGAAAAAUAAGUCUUUCUUGGAAAGUAUUGGAUUUUCGAAAAAUAGGCAUUUUUUGAGCAGAAUUUGUGGUAUUUUAGUAUAAUAGUACUGUACUAGUAAAUUAAAAAGGUAUUUUGGUAUGUUUUUUUUGAAAUUUCUAGCAGUAUCGCUUACAUUUUUUAUGAUUAUUAUUCUGUCGCUUCAAUAAAAAAGUUUUCCAGACGGAAAAAGCCAAAAGGGACAAGGAAAGAACGAAAAGAGUCGCUGCGGCGGCAGAAGAAGCCAUGGCGGCCGGUCAAUGGCUUGCUGGCCGUAAAGUUUUGGACCUCGGUGAUUUGGCUUUUGCCCAAGGCAGUCAUUUGAUGAGCAACAAGAGGUAAUUUUCCUCACUUUUUCUUGAUUUCCAACGGUUUUCUAGAUGCGAACUUCCCGAAGGAUCCUACCGUAAGCAGAAGAAAAGUUAUGAGGAAAUUCACGUUCCUGCCCUGAAACCGAAACCGUUUGCUGAGGGAGAGGUGAAAAAUAUAAUCAAUGAGUAAAUUGAAUUUCAUUUUUUCCAGAAACUCGUCAGCGUCUCGGAUUUGCCAUCAUUCGCUCAGAAAGCCUUCGACGGCUACAAAUCCUUGAAUAGGAUCCAAUCGAGACUCUGCAAAAGUGCUCUCCAUUCCGAUGAACAUUUGCUCUUGUGCGCUCCUACGGUAAGGAGAGGAAAAAAAAGUUUUUGAGAAGAAAAAAGCCUGGAGGGGCUCAGGUUAUAGAUUUAAUAAGAAAACUAGGAUUUUCUGGAAGUUUUUCUUCAUAUUAAGAAUAUUAUGUUUCUUACGAUGGUCAUAUUGAAUCUAGAGAUGCUUCAAGUACCGAGAAUUGCCUGUAAAGUGUUCAAAAAGCAAGGCGCUGCCAAGUUUAGUGCUUACAAGGCGUGUGCGUCAGGCUGCGUGACCCGGGCCGGCCUGGCCCGGGCUUUGGGCCUAAAAAUAAAAAAAAAAUCCUGCGUGUGCUCGGGCCAGGCCGGGUUCGAAAGAAAUCUUAAAUUUCAUUUUCAUCAUCAUCAUCAAUUUUUAUUGGUUGUUUUAGUCAUAUGGAAUCGACUAGGCGGUGAAAAAAUUGCUCUUUUGAGCGGCACUAACACCGCCUUUGGCGAAAGAGAAGUCAAAACGCGUAGUCGAUUGAAUUGAAAGCAUGGUCUUACGGUCCUUCGCCUCGUUCUUCCACAAGCAGAUCCCUCAGUUUCGUGGGUACGGGCACGGCGGUGAUGGUGGGGCUCGGACGCCGUGCACACUCUAGGGUAGCCUCGGCCGAUUGAGAGAGCUACCACUUCGAGUGAAGAAAAUACACGGAAUUUUAAAAAAACUUCACGAAAAAUUUAUUUUCACUUGUUGAAUCAUAGUUUCUAAUAACUCUAUGAAAAAAGUAAGCAAAAAAACCAUUUUUCUCGUUAAAAAAGCGAAAAAUUCGACUUGAGGAAAAUUUUAGUUUUUUUGGGCCGGGAUGGCCGUUUUCGCUUGAGGCCGGGCUUGAGAAGUGGCCGGGCGGCCGAGGGACUGCGGGCUGGCCCUCGCACAAGCCUAGUGCUUACAAAUGAUCUACGGCCCUAGUGAAACAGGACUGUUACCGGAGACCAUUCCCUCCUUAGGGAACUGACAAAUUUUCGAAAGGUCUGGAAGGCGCUGCCAAAUUAUCUCAUGGGCAUUUUAGAAAUGAAACUUUUUGGGAAGAGCAUUUACAUUCAGAAAAUAAACCUGCAGAAAUUAUUGAAAACCGAAAAAUCUCACUUUCAUCAUUUUAGGGAGCUGGUAAGACCAACGUGGCUCUUCUGACGAUCCUCCAGGAGAUCGGAAAACACCUGAACGAUGAUGGAACUGUUCGCCUUGACGAAUUCAAGUGUAUCUACAUUGCUCCGAUGAAAUCUCUUGUCCAGGAAAUGGUCGGAAGUUUCUCGAAACGUCUCGCGCCCUAUGGAAUUACGGUACCUUUGUUUCUCCUGUUUUUUGGAAAUAUACGGAGGAUUUAGGUCGGCGAAAUGACUGGAGACGCGCAAAUGAGCAAGGAACAGUUCAUGGCCACCCAAAUCAUUGUCUGCACGCCGGAGAAGUAUGAUGUCGUGACUAGGAAAGGUAAAAAUCGGAAAAAAUCUUGAAAACUCGAGCCAAAAAGACGAGAAAGUGUACUUCUUGUACAUAAAAAAAUCGGAAAAGUCACGAAUUUUUGAACCCGAAUAUAAUCUUUAUAUGUCUCCAAACUCAAAAUUUUCAAGGUGGUGAACGGGCCUACAAUCAAAUGGUCCGGUUGUUGAUCCUCGACGAAAUCCACUUGCUUCACGACGAUCGAGGACCCGUUUUGGAGUCGAUUGUCGUCAGAACCAUUAGGCAAAUGGAGCAAAACCACGAUGAUUGCCGUCUCGUUGGUCUCUCCGCUACCUUGCCCAAUUAUCAGGUAUUUUUAUCUUAAAAAUUACCUAAAAAAGUUUUUUUUAGGAUGUCGCCACUUUCCUCCGCGUCAAGCCGGAACAUCUCUACUAUUUCGACAACAGCUAUCGACCCGUUCCUCUCGAACAACAGUACAUUGGAGUGACGGAGAAGAAGGCCCUGAAACGGUUCCAGGCGAUGAAUGAAGUCGUCUACGACAAGAUCAUGGAACACGCUGGAAAGAGCCAGGUCUGGGGGUGAAAAAAUGGAUUGGACUAUGAAAAAUGGUCUUUGGACAAGGGAAAAAUGACAAAUAUUAGUACAAGUACACUCAAAAAAAAACUUAGAGAAAAAUGAGGACUUGGAAAGAAUUACCACUGACAUUUAGUGACCAAAGAACCGUAGCCAAAAUGGCCUGGUCAGCCGUAAUCUUGAGUAUUUUUCAAAAAAGGCUAUUUUAUCUGCGGUUGAUCAUUACGAGCUAUUCUGCGAACCCUCUUCAUAAUUAGUGAUUGAUCUUUGAAGUACUCGUGACAUUAAGCCAUGAGUUUUAGCUGUCUGAAAAAAAUAGCCUACACCUCAACUUUUGCGCUCCAUUGAUAAUAGGAAAUACACACCCUCUUUUGAAAUUUCUUGAAAUCUUGAGCUGAAAGAUUUACAUUUUCAGUUAAGACUCCAGAAAGUGGUAGAAACAAAUCAUUUCAAAAUAUAGCUUCAAUAAAACUAAGAAAAAGGCAAAAAAAAAUGUGUAAAAAAAAGACAAUAUUUCCUUCUUGAGCUUCAUUCACCCAGUGAACGUUUCUCGUUCUCCGUGGCUUUCCUAUUAAGGUUGUUCUAUCUCGGUCUUUUAGAGGUAUAGCGAUUUUAAGUCUUCUCUGAGCUUAUGUCCUUUGGAAGUUAGUUAAAAUGGCCUGCAAGAAUCUCACAUAGCACGGAAAGUAGCUCUCACUUAGAGCUCUAGAAAACUAUGAUGUAUACCUUGAAAGUUUUUCUAAAACAUGAUUCCAAUUUCAGGUCCUCGUCUUUGUCCACUCACGCAAGGAAACAGCCAAGACGGCGAAGGCGAUCCGCGACGCUUGCCUCGAAAAAGACUCUCUUUCGGCUUUCAUGCGCGAAGGCAGCGCAUCUACGGAAAUCCUGCGGACCGAGGCGGAACAGGUCAAGAACCUCGACCUGAAAGACCUCCUUCCCUACGGAUUCGCCAUUCACCACGCUGGAAUGAACCGUGUCGACCGUACGCUUGUCGAGGAUCUCUUUGCUGAUAAGCAUAUUCAGGUGAAGAUUAGGAGAGGAAGGAUAGAGGAGAGAAAGUUGGAGAAGCUGAAAAUUUAUCAAAAGCUCUUAUUUCACAAGAAAUGUCAAUAAAUUGCUAAAUUGGCUUAUAAUAUCAAAGAUUUUGUGAAUAUUCGUUCUUGAAAAACUCCGAGAAGCUAGUCUUUCAGUUUUUUUGAGAACUUUCCAUAGAGUCUCAAUAAAAUUGAUUAUUUUCAUCGUUAAGGUCCUUUUCUCCACGGCGACCCUUGCCUGGGGUGUCAACUUGCCUGCUCACACCGUCAUCAUCAAGGGAACCCAAAUUUACAAUCCCGAGAAGGGACGUUGGAUGGAAUUGGGAGCGUUGGAUGUUAUGCAGGUAUAAUAAUCAAAUCUGCUCUGGAAAAAGUUGGUCUAAGACCACUAGAAAUUUAACCAUAUGAUGAAGCUUGAUAAGGGAGAAAAAAGGUUCAAAAACCUGGGAAAAUUCUUAGUGGCCACUAUAGAGGUUCUCUAUAGUUUUUCAUCCAGUAUUCCUCCCAAAAACUCUGAUAAUUUUAAAACAAACAAAUUGGACCAGUUAUGUUGAUCCAUUGACCCCUAAAGUGGUCACUAAUUUUUAAUGGUCUAGUAGUAGCACUUAGACCUCUAUAGUGGCCACUAAUUUUUAAACCCUCAAGUGGCCACUAAUUCGACUACUACAGUGGCCACUAAAACGUCGAAACCCUAUAGUGCCCACUAAAAUUUUUUGUGGUCUAGUAGUAUCACUUAGACCCCUAAAGUGGCCACUAAUUCGACUACUACAGUGGCCACUAAAAAGUCAAAACCCUAUAGUGGCCACUAAAAUUUUUAGUGGUCUAGUAGUAUCACAAAGACCCCUAAAGUGGCCACUAAUUUUCAACCCCUUAAGUGGCCACUAAAACUUCAAAACCCUAUAGUGGCCACUGAAAUUUUUAGUUGUCUAGUAGUAGCACUUAGACUUCUAAAGUGGCCACUUAAAUGUCAAAACCCUAUAGUGGCCACUAAAAAUUUUCUCAAAUAUCCUUGAAAAGCUUGAGUAAUCAUUAUAAAUUUCCAGAUGCUUGGUCGUGCCGGUCGUCCGCAAUACGACUCCAAGGGUAAAGGUAUCCUGAUCACCAACCAUUCGGAGCUCCAGUAUUACCUCUCUUUGAUGAAUCAGCAGGUUUGUUUGGGGGAAGCAUGGCUGCACGAAGAAUGGAUCGAUGCGUUGCGGCUGCGAAGCGGUUUUUUGAGAAGUUGGAUAUACCUGAAACAACUUGCACGCCUUGGCUUUGAUAGAAUCUUUUGGGGACUUGAGGGAACAAUUUGAAAUAGCAAAGUGAGCCGCAACGCGUUGAGCCAUUCUACAUGUGACCAGAAUAUUCAAAAUAGCGGCCCAAGUGAAUCAUUUUCCAGCUCCCUGUCGAGAGUCAAAUGAUCGCGCGACUGACCGACAUGCUCAACGCGGAAAUUGUCCUGGGCACUGUAAAUACAGUCAGCGAGGCGAUGAACUGGCUCGGCUACACGUAUCUCUACGUCAGGAUGCUCAAAAAUCCGACCCUCUACGGGAUUUCCCACGAACAGGCGGUUGGUUUUCAGCUUUUUUGGACCUUUUUGGACCUUUCCAUAUGAAGUUGACCUCAUCCUUUUCCAGCGCGCCGACCCUCUUUUGGAGCAACGACGAGCCGAUUUGAUCCACACGGCUUGCAUGCACUUGGACAAGGCCAACCUGAUCAAAUACGACAAGAAAAGUGGCCUCAUUCAGGUGCUUUUUAAGCUUUCUAGUGGAAAAACAGACAAGAAAUCUUCAUUUUUCAGGCCACCGAACUCGGUCGGAUCGCCUCCCACUUCUACUGCACCUUCGAGACGAUGCAAACCUACAACAAGCUGCUCAGCGACAAGUGCCAGGACAUUGACCUGUUCCGCAUCUUCUCCAUGAGCAGCGAGUUCAAGCUCCUGGCCGUCCGCGAGGAGGAGAAGCUCGAGCUGCAGAAACUCGCCGAGCACGCCCCGAUGCCCAUCAAGGAGAGCUUGGAUGAGCCGAGUGCCAAGACGAAUGUUCUGCUCCAGGUCUGAAUGUUUUUAUUAUAUAGCCGGUUAGUUUAUGACGCCAAGGGGGCGUGGCCUGUCUGCGCUCUCCACUAAACAUGCACUUUCUCUUUUCUCAUCGUGUCAGGACCCUUUUUUCGAUGUUCUACUACUGAAGUUGAUUAUCACUGAUAAUCAGCUAUAGCUUAUGACGCUAAAGGGGCGUGGCCCGUCUGCGCUCUCCAUCAACCAGGCAAUGUCUUUUUUCAUAUCGUGCCAGGACCCUUUUUUGAUGGCUCAAGUCAGCCGUGAAUCAGCAUCUCUUGGCACAUGCUCAAAAAGUAUGAUGAAAUUUUGCUGGAGAUGUUAGAAUGUAAAAUAAAAGGAACCAUUAUGACAUUUCCGUCGUUACAGUAGCUAGAAGUUGAGCGAACCCGCCAAAAAUCUCAUGAAAACAGUUUGAAAGUGGGCUAAACCAGCUUAUUUUUUUUUCCCAUGGAGCGUAAUUGUGUUUCCCUUCCUGAAGUUUUAAAAGCUGUAUAUAAGACUCUUAGAAAGCUAUAAAGCGUUAUAUAAAGAGCUAGAAGCGUUUUAAAAUUGUCAAGCUCAAGAAAUGCCGUCUGACCUCUUUUCCUUAGAACUUUUCAAUUUCACUUCUCAAAGCUGGCAAGAAAAUUUUCCAAGCCACGGGUUGAACUUUUGGUGAAACUUGAAGUGUACUUUGAGGACUUUUGAUCUAAGAAAACUGUGAAAUUUCUCCAUAUUUUUCUUGUAGUGGAGCUAUGACACUUCGAAGUUCUUGAAUUAGUCAGAUUAUGGGAAGAUAUUUUGAUGCUUUAGAAGAUUUAUAUCUCGAAAAAAUAUCCUUCCUUGCUCUGAAACAAGCUCCACCCAGCCAGGCUUCGUCAAAAAUUUGACAAAAGGCAAAAGAGCCUUUAAUUGUGAGAAUUUCUACCUUUUAUCAGAUCAUCAACUGACAUUGAAAAAACUGCCCUUUUUUCAGGCCUACAUCUCCCAAUUGAAAUUGGAUGGCUUCGCUCUGCAAGCUGACAUGGUCUACGUGGCGCAGUCGGCUGGACGACUUUUCCGAGCGAUUUUCGAAAUUGUCCUCUGGCGAGGAUGGGCAGCUCUUGCUCAUGUUAGUUAUAUCGAGCUUCAAAAAAAACUUGAAAAAAGCUAAAAUUUUCGCUAUGACUUUUUUUCCAGAAGGUCCUCGGCCUGUGCAAGAUGGUGACGGCCCGUCAAUGGCAGUCUCUGAACCCGCUCCAUCAGUUCAAGAAGAUCCCCACCGAAGUCGUCCGCAGCAUCGACAAGAAGAACUACUCCUUCGAACGGCUCUACGACCUCGAUCAGCACCAACUCGGCGACCUCAUCAAAAUGCCGAAGAUGGGCAAGCCGCUCUACAAGUUCAUCCGCCAGUUUCCGAAGCUCGAGAUGACCACCUUGAUCCAGCCAAUUACCAGGACUACGCUCAGGAUCGAAUUGACAAUCACGCCCGACUUCCAGUGGGAUGACAAGUGUGUACUGGGUUGUUAAAGAGAACGAAGAAAACUUAGAAAAAUCAGAAGGAUAUUGAUGACGUGUGUGAGAAAUUGGUUGAUUGAUUUUUAAAAAAUUAAAAGAAGUUAUUGCCUGGGAAUGGCUUAAGGCGUAUCUAAGGCUUGCGCCUGAUAGCUAGGCGGAUUUUGGUGAAUCCAGUGUGUUUAUUGAAAUCCGAAGAGAAGUCAUGAAGAGACCAGCAAUUUAUCAAAUUUUUCCAAAAUUUGAAGGUGAAUUGAGUAAAAUUUGAAGUAGUCUUUUAAGGGAUCACGCUUUUUACGCGAGGAGGAAAUAAUUAUUUAAAGGUAACUUUAGUGCAAAAACAUUUUCUAAAACCGAAAUUUUCGACAUAUUACUGAUUUAUAAGCUUUCUUGUAAGAAAAAUUCGGAAAAACAGUGAAUGAACUGAACUUUGAGAUUUUUUCAGAAUUUUAAGAGAGUAGUUUGAGUUCUCCCCUUCAAAUUCUAACUGAAAUGAGUUUGACAAUGAAUAAAUGCUUUCAAGAAAAUAUUUACUUCGUUUUCAGAGUGCACGGCAACGCUGAAGGCUUUUGGAUCUUCAUCGAAGACACCGACGGCGAACAAGUCCUUCACCACGAAUACUUCCUCCUGAAGCAGAAGUUCUGCACCGACGAACACGUCGUCAAAAUGUUCGUGCCGAUGUUCGACCCGAUGCCGCCGUUGUACUACGUCCGCAUCGUCUCCGACCGUUGGCUUGGCUCUGAAACCGUUCUGCCGAUCUCCUUCCGCCACCUGAUCCUCCCCGAGAAGUACCCGCCACCAACCGAGCUCCUCGAUCUUCAGCCCCUGCCCAUCUCGGCGUUGAACAACAAGGCCUACGAGCCGGUCUUUAAGGAUCUCGGCGUUACCGUCUUCAAUCCGAUCCAGACUCAAGGUCAGUGUGGUCAAGGAAAAGAGCUUUCUGAAAUUGGGUUACGUUGGCAGUUAAGAGAUCGGUGAAACUCGACUGUCAAGAAAACUUUUUUGGCCCCCGCUUGGCUGAAACUUACUCUGACAUCUCCUUACUCUAAAAAAAAGGACAAUUUUUCCCGCUAUAGAUCUUGUGAAGCUUCAAACCUCUCAAAUAACGUUUUUUCUAAUUUGAGGUGUGGUUUGCGGAUUUUGAAGAAUUAGGAAACAAAAUUUAUUGCUCCGAAGUUUUGAGGUCGUGAGGUAACAAUUUUCAUCAAAAGUUCGAAAAAGUACCCUUGUGAGAGAUACUUUGGACCUUCUGAUUCAAAACACUCGGGGAAGUUGUGCCUCUUGCUUGCUAGUGAAGAUGUAACAGUCUUAAAGAUGCCGAGAACUCGUUUUUUCACACCAAUAGUAGAUACAAACUUUGAAGCCCUACUGAAAGGAAGAACUUUUUUUGAUAGAAGUCAGGCUACUCUUAACCUUGUCUCCGCCGACCAUGGCAAUUUUCAGCCGAAUCUCAGGAUUCUGGACUUUAUAGAUUUGAUAGGAGCUUAUUGUAUCAAUUCAGUGUUCCGUACGGUCUAUGAGAGCAAUGAGAACGUGCUGGUCUGUGCUCCCAAUGGUUCCGGAAAGACGGCGAUCGCCGAACUCGCGAUUCUGCGUCAUUUCGAGAAUCAACCCGAGUCGAAGGUCGUCUAUGUGACGCCGAUGGAGGAUAUGGCUGUCAAGGUGAAUGAAAAUCCAAAGAAAAAUUGAGAUACUCAGAAACUACAGAGUGGUACCUCUAGGGACUGCUUUAAGAACCCCUAUAGGGGCCACUAUAGCUUGCAAAAGUGGUCCCGAUAGGAUUUUAGUUAGUGGCCCCUUUAGGGAACAUGCUAAUCGAUAAUUUUUAUGAACCUAAUGCGAAAAAUUAAAUGAAUAAGCGUUUUUUGAAUGAAAUUGAAAGACCCUAUAGGGACCACUUAGGCUUUAGAGGCUAAGGGCUCCAGACUCUGAACCCCUAUAGGGAUCACUUUGAUUUCACCCCUAUAAGGACCACUUUUUUGACCUCAGGGGCUGUAUUCCACCCCUAACCCUAUAGGGAUAACUCUAACAUUCCUAAGUGCUGAAGAAAGCUGAAUUACUACUGCAAAUUCGAUUGUUCUACUUGAAAUCGAAAUGCACUUAUAUGAGCCUAGAAACGGUCGAAUAAAAUAUAGGAGAAAAUAAAUUCAUUAACGAAACUCUUUUUUUUAUUUUUGGCUUGAAUUAUUGUUGCAUAAGGACUGCUCGAACUGAAAAAAUCGAUAAAUAUCGAAAGGAUUAUUUGCAAUUGUUCAUAAUUAUUUUAAAGGUUCAUUCCGACUGGGUUAAACGCCUGCAGCCAGUCAUCGAACAGACUGUAGUCAUGCUCACCGGAGAACCGUCCACCGACCUGAAGCUCCUCCAAAGGGGAAAACUUAUUGUCGCCACGCCUGAACGGUAGAAAGGGACAAGAAAUCGAUUGAAAAAGGAUAAUUUUCAGCUGGGACAACGUUUCGCGUCGUUGGAAGCAGAGGAAGAACGUCCAGGCGGUGAAAUUGUUCGUCGUCGAUGACCUUCACAUGAUCGGAGCCAAUAACGGGGUACUUGAUAGUUUUUUGGGCACAGCUUGCCUUCAGAAGUUUCUGAGCUGGAAGCUUCUUUUUUUUUUUUUGAAGUUUAGGGCCUUGCCCUCUUUUGAUUUUUUUUUUCAAGUUUGACGGGAUUUUUCUUCUCCCUAAAGUAUGACCUAUGAAAAACGUCUAUGGAUGGCUGAACACGCCCCUUUCUGGAGUUUUAGGGCUUGAAGAGCCAUUUUUCUCACAAAAAAUUUUUUAUUACCGAUUUUUCGAAGAGUGGUCCUUUUAACCAUGCCUGUGAUUGGCUGGAAACGUCUUUUUUUUUUAGUUUCAAGGCUUAAUGAUCAUCUCAGAGCCAUUAUGUUCAUAAACUUUAAAGUUUACUUACUUUUUCCGUUUUCGAAAGUUUUUAUCAUUUAAUCACGCCUUUGCUGGAUUAUGACUGCCUUUUUCGAUUUUUGAAAAACCACUGAACAACUUUUAAAGCUUGACAAGCCCAAUAUGAAGCAUAUUUUCCCAUUUUCCAUGAAAAAAAUCAUUUUCCCAUCUUCCAGCCGGUCCUCGAGGUCGUCUGCUCCAGAAUGCGUUACAUGUCGUCUCAAUUGGAGAGCAGCUUGAGAAUCGUCGCCUUGUCGUCCUCGUUGACCAACGCCAGAGAUCUCGGCACCUGGUUGGGCUGUUCGGCUUCGGCAACCUUCAACUUCUUACCCGUCACUCGACCGGUUCCCCUGGAGUUGGAAAUCAAGGUACUUGGGAGGAUUCUAUCGGAUCUAUCAAAGUGAAUGGAAUUAUUAGGAAUUCCGACUAGGAAGAUUUUAGUACGGCUAAUGCUCAUAAGAACUAGUAUGUUUGAACUAUGAUCGUAGCUUAUAACUUGGAACAUGACGUAGGCUGAAGUGAGCCUCAGUAUGGCUGUAUUUAGUAGGGCUAAUAAGAAAAAUAUAUCCGAACUGAAAAGCGAGGGCAUUCUACUUUGUGGCUGAAAAUGUCUUGAAAAUAGGCCAGGACACUCAAUUAUGUACCAGAAAAAGUUCAUGGAAAGUUUGAACCUGCCCAAAUUUCUAGUUUUCGAAGAAUGAGGUCUCAAAUCCUCAAAAUGGCCUACUUUAACGGACUUGGAGGGUUUACUUUCACUUUAAGAGUUUUUUACUCAAAAAUUAGGAAGUUGUGAAGGUUGAGACUUCCAGAAUCUUCAUGGCCAGUUUUCAGGAGAUUUCUUGUAUUCGACAAGUUGAAAAAGUUUUGAUAGAUUUUUCAGGAAGUUCAGAAGUUUUGGGUAUAAUUUUGCGCUUUUCCUACGCCAAUAAGCUCAACUUUGGAUAUUCUAGGGCUUCAACCUUUCCCACAACGCUUCUCGCUUCGCCGCCAUGGAACGACCGGUCUAUCAGUCGAUUUCGAGACAUGCUGGAAAGCUCCGACCCAAGCCAGCUUUGGUAUUUCACCUAUACCUGAUGUGGAAAAAUAAUUAAAAACUUCAGGUCUUCGUUCCGGUGCGACGUCAGGCUCGCCCUACCGCUGUCGGAAUCCUGACCAUGGCCCUGGCUGACGGGACUCCCAAGCGAUUCCUGCACAUUUCGGAGAACGACCCGACCUUUGCCAAGCUCCUGGAGGCGAUCGAGGACGAGACCCUGAGGGAGACGGUUUCCUGUGGAGUCGGGUUCUUGCACGAGGGAACCAGCGCCAAGGACGUGGAGAUCGUCGAGCAGUUGUUCGCCAGCGGCGCUAUUCAGGUCUGCAAGUAGAGGGAUUUUAUAAAAAUAUUGAGCAGAAUUAGGAAAUAGGGGUAAAAGUCUGUAAUUUGAGCUAGAGAAUAUCAAAAAUUUGUCAUCUUAAGAGAACUUGAGGAUUAAGAACCAUGCAGGACCCAUUUUCAAUCCUUCUUUCUUUAAUCUUGUAGUUCUUUUCAAUUUUUUUUGAAUAGAGUACUGAAUAAAAUUGAAUUAAAGGGUUUUUUUAGUUUUAAAAAAACUGAAUCCUUAGCCUUUUUUGAACUCUGAAUAAGGCGGUCGCAAAAAAUUCCAUAGGAAAAAAACUUGGUUUGAGAAGAGAAUGAAUGAAAAAGAGGGUUUACAAAAACCCGGAAAAAGGUUUAUAAAUGGUUAGUUAACGGGGAAAGACCAAGAAAUUGAAAAAAAGGUAGAAAAAAUUAGCUUUCUUGGUUAGAUGAAGGCCAAAGAAUAAUUUGUGGAAUCGAUUAUUGUCUAUAAAAAUGCUCAGGUCCUUCUUCACUAUUUCAUUUUUGAAAAGAAAUCCCCCUCCAGGUGUGCGUCGUCCCCCGCGGAAUGUGCUACCAAAUCAACAUGAACGCCUACCUGGUCAUCAUCAUGGACACGCAAUUCUACAACGGAAAGUUCCACGUCUAUGAGGAUUAUCCCAUCGGAGAUAUGCUCCACAUGGUUGGACUGGCCAACAGGCCGACCCAGGACACUGAUGGUGAGUUUUCGGGAGAAAAAAGGGCUGGAAAAAUUAGAAGAAAAUCAGAUAGGAGAAGAUUUCGAAGCUCGAAUGAUAAGUAAAAAAACCUAAAAGGCAAAUUUGAGUUUAAAAAAUGACCCCCUGGAAGUACAGAUUGAAAAUUCGAUAAUUACAAGUUUAAAUUUCGUUGAAUCACCCUUAAAGCAGCUUCCUUGGAGAAUUUCAAAUUUCGGGGACUGAAUGAUGUUUUUUCCCCAGUAUAGGGUUUUCAGUAGCUUUUUAGAAUUCAGAAAAUAAUCUUUUCGAUUUUUUAAGAAUAGGACUAGAAUUUUUGCUUUUUUCUAUAAGAUUAUUAUUUUCUAGCGAAAUGCGUGGUGAUGUGUCAAUCGUCAAAGAAGGCCUACUUCAAAAAGUUCCUCUACGAUCCGCUUCCCGUCGAAUCUCACUUGGAUCACUGUCUUCAUGAUCAUUUCAACGCCGAAAUCGUCACCAAGACGAUCGAGAACAAGCAGGACGCGAUUGAUGUGAAUUUUUAGGCCUUUUUGGGAUUUCUGAAGUAGUUUCUGUGGAAAAAUUGAAAGGAUUUUACUCUUGAUUUUUCAGGUGUGGAUUUCGAAGAAAUUUAGUUGACAUUGCAGUUUCAAAAAAAUAGGGAUUGUCCAUAAGACGAUCGAGAACAAGCAGGACGCGAGUGAUGUGAAUUUCCAGACCUUUCAGUAUUUUUGAGGCCUUUUCUGUUCGGAAAAUAGCCAGGAUUUCCCUUUUGGUUUUACAAUUCGAAGUGUUUAGUGUGAAUUUCGAAGAAGUUUAGUUGACAUUGCAGUUUCAAAAAAAUAGGGGUUGUCCAUAAGACGAUCGAGAACAAACAGAGCGCGAUUGAUGUGAAUCUUCAGGCCUUUUGGGAUUUUUAAAGCCUUUUCUGUUCGUAAGAUUGCCAGGAUUUUCGUCUAGAGUCCAGAAAUUCACAAAUUUUUUCCUUGAAGUAAUUUUCGUUCGAUUCUUGACGAAAUUUAGCUGACAAAACAGUUUCAGAAAAAUAGUUUUUGUCCAUUAGAGAGCGAGCAGAAUUUUUGCAUUUGAAGUUGUCGAAAAAUUGAAAGCAGAAAAUCUUUUCGAAAAAAAAAAACGCGAUCUUGUCGUAGCACCAUAAUUUGUCUCUUGAAAGCCCCGAAGUCUAAAAAUUUUCACUCAAAAGCUUUUUAGGCAAAUUUUUGGUGAAAUUCGCUGAAAAUGAAUUUCAAACAAUCGGCAAAAACUAAAUAAAGCCCACGGAGGGACUCGAACCCCCAUUCCCGGUUCCGGAGUCCGGUGCCUUGUCCAUUAGGCCACGCGAGCGUCGGAAUUUUUUGACGUUGAUUUCUUAGUAUCACUGUUUUGUUGAUUAAGACUGUGUGAGGGUUUAACGUGAAAAUUAAGGAUUUUUAAUUUCCACGUUGAAUUUUUUUCUUUUUCUUUCUUGCUAUCCAUCAUUCUUCACCAAAAAAAUUAUAUUUUUUUACUUUCAGAAGACAUUUUUUUCGAUUAAUUAAUUUCGAAAUAAAUGCAAAAAAAGAUGUAGAAAAAUAUUCUAAAAAAAUUCAAAAUUUUGUACUUUAAUACCGUUGAAAGGAUGAUUUUUUUAUUCAUUCCGUCGGAGAAGUUUGGCUUACCUUCUUAUAAAUUGAAAAAUAUGACUUUAAAAAAGAAAACAUGAAAAUCAAACUUUAUUUUUUCCAGUACCUCACAUGGACGCUCCUCUACCGCCGAAUGACCCAAAAUCCCAACUAUUACAAUUUGCAAGGCGUUUCUCAUCGUCAUUUGUCAGAUGCCCUGUCGGAAUUGGUUGAGAACACGUUGAAGGAUUUGGAGAAUAGCAAGGUUUUACUAGGAGAAAAAGGAAGGAAAAAAUGGAUAUUUUCAGUGCAUUGCGGUCAAGGACGACAUGGACACGUUGCCGUUGAAUUUGGGCAUGAUCGCUGCUUAUUAUUACAUUUCCUACAUGACUAUUGGUAAGCAGUGGAAGGGGAAAAGUCACGUUUGAACGAGGGAAAGUGAGAAAAAUUUGCAUUGAGCUGCAGAAGUUAAGGCUGAAUUUUUGGGAUGAAAAAUUAGAAAUAUUGACCUUAAUCUCCGGGAUUUAAGCUUGAAAAAAGAGGUAGAAAGAUAUUUUUUUGAUGAUGGAAGAUGAAAAUGACCGGUCUUAAGCUUCGAAAGUUAGGCUUGAAAAAAUAUAAAAUAUAGUCUGGAUGAUGGAAAUUGAGAAAGACUGGCCUUAAGCUCUAGAAAACGGUUGGAAGUGAAAGAAAAUGAAAAAUUCAAUGAUGAAAUGUAAACGAUUGACUAUAAAGUUGAGGAAUUCUUUUUCAAUUCUUUCAUUCUUCAUUCUACCUGAACAAAGUCCAAAAUGAAACAAAGGCUAACUAAGAGCUUCCACUAGAUUUUAAUUUUUUCUAUUUACGAGCCUUUCAAUUGGAGUUUUUCAAGAAAAAUGAACAGGGUUCAAGUUUUAAACAAAAAAGUGAAAUAGGAAAGGCUCAAGACUUGAAGCUCGAAAAUUAGGCCUGAAGAAUGUAUAGAGGAUUUUUUCUCGGCAAGCAAAGUACAGACUUUCUCAACUUUAAAUGGAAGAAAACUUGGAGGACAUAGUUUCAUCUGAGCAAUUUUCCAGAGCUCUUCUCGAUGUCCCUGAAGGCCAAGACAAAGCAACGGGCUCUCAUUGAGAUCAUCGCCAACGCUUCUGAAUUCGCCAACGUUCCUAUGCGUCAUCGUGAAGACGUCAUCCUGAAACAGCUGGCCGAACGUCUGCCUGGACAGCUCAAGAAUCAGAAGUUCACCGACCCGCAUGUCAAGGUUAAUGCGAAAAAAAAAAAAUGAGACUUUGGGAGCUCCAGAAGUUAGAAAAAUAGGAGAAACGAUGCUGAAUUAGGAGGAAAACGUCUUUUUGUGAUGCUUCUACACUAAAAAUAAAGGAACAUUGAUUUUUUCAGGUCAACCUUCUGGUCCACGCCCACUUGUCGAGAAUCAGGCUGACCGCCGAACUCAACCGCGACACGGAGCUGAUCGUUCUGAAGGCCAUUCGACUGGUCCAAGCUUGUGUCGACGUCUUGUCUAGGUGA